AUGAGUGAGAUGUUAAUGUUAACAAGUUCAGAUUCAAUUGAAAUCAAUAGAUAUGAAGAAGGUAUAAGAAAUAGUGGUAGAUCAUUUAAUUGGGUAUUGGUUAGAGAUACACUAAGAUUCUUAAGAAAGAGUAAAAUACGUAAAUCAAAUCUUGUUUCAAAGUAUGGUUUAAAAUUAGUUACGCAAUAUUUCAAUAAAUUAGAAGAUCAAGAAGGUUAUGAUACAAUUGAACAAGUGAUUGUAGCUUGUUUAGAUUGUGGUGAUCAUACAAAUCCAAAGAAACUUUUCGAACAAUUAAAAUCAAAAUUUGGUAAAGAUAGUGUACGUGUCCAAAGAAUUCAUGCAUUAUGUCUAGAAUCAAAUAAUCAGUUAGCUGAAGCUUUACAAAUUUUUGAAUCAAUUUUAAAAAAGUAUCCAUCUGAUGCUUUAAGUAUGAAAAGACAAGUGGCAAUUUUUAAAGGACAAGGAAAUUUGAGUAAAGCAAUUCAAGUUUUAAAUGCAUAUCUUCAAAUAUAUAUGUGUGAUUUAGAGGCAUGGUUAGAGUUAUCAUCAUUUCAUAUUUCAUAUCUAUCAUAUAGCACUGCAUUAUAUUGUUUAGAAGAGGUUUUAUUAAAUGCUCCAAUUAAUUUUGUUUUUUAUAUUAAAUAUGCUGAACCUUUAUAUUGUUUAGGUGGUAAUGAAAAUUAUAAUAGUGCAGUUCAAUAUUAUACACAUGCAUUGGAAUUAAAUUCACCAACUGAAAUGGAUAAACUUGAUCAUCCACCAACAUUUUUACCUGCCAUUUAUGGUAUUAUCAUGUCAAUUUAUUCAUUAUGUGAGGAAGGUUAUCAAUUAAAAGAAAGUCAACUCAAACUUAUGGAAUGGGCUCAAAAUAAUUUAUUAACCAUCACAAAGAAAUACUCUUCAAAUGAUAAAAUAAACCUUGUAAAACAUUUCAUUGAUUCAACUGAUAUCUUUAAUAAAGAAUAA
This is a messenger RNA of Dictyostelium discoideum AX4, 969 nucleotides long. RefSeq lists its product as hypothetical. The coding region runs from base 1 to 969 and encodes 322 amino acids. Lineage: Eukaryota; Evosea; Eumycetozoa; Dictyosteliales; Dictyosteliaceae. The record is from RefSeq and is a predicted model, not a curated record. The transcript is spliced from 3 exons.